Penicillium digitatum Pd1 is the source of this 1659-nucleotide messenger RNA. Its product is annotated as alpha-arrestin. The record is from RefSeq and is a predicted model, not a curated record. Gene Ontology annotation, molecular function: ubiquitin protein ligase binding; protein-macromolecule adaptor activity. Gene Ontology annotation, biological process: ubiquitin-dependent endocytosis. Gene Ontology annotation, cellular component: cytoplasm; cytosol; plasma membrane. NCBI's taxonomy places the organism in Eukaryota, Fungi, Ascomycota, Eurotiomycetes, Eurotiales, Aspergillaceae.
AUGCCGGGCCGUUUAAUCCCCAACCUGAUUCGGAACGCCAGUUCGCUGCACUCCUCCGUCACAUCGUCUCCCAACCACUCCAACUCCUCCUCAACCGUCUCCGUGAAUGAGAUCCCUGGACAUCCAAAGAAGUCAGCCAAGUUAGAGCGCGCACGCUCCCCCGAACGCCGUUUAUCCUUCACCAUGGAUCACUUUAUCCACCCUCUUCGGGACCACAGCAAAGAGAAGCGCCGUAGUUUAGGACGCGGUGGACGUUCUAAGGAGCGUUCCAGCCAUGACACGCACUCGCCCGCGGCCAAGCUGGAUGUCCUGGUCGAGUCACCGCCAUUAGUCUGCUACGGACCACCUGCUAGCUCUACUGGUGCAUUGUUCUCUGGGCGCUUACGCAUUGCUGUCUCUGAGUUGACUGGUGGAGUUACCUUGAGCCAGUUUGACGUACGCCUCGUCUCCAAGACAAGCACCAAGAAGCCUGUCUCUCACCACUGCUCCAACUGUGCUACUCGCACAGAAGAGUUGACUCAGUGGAACUUCAUCACCGAGGACCUUCACCUCGAUGGUGGGGAUCACGACUUCCCUUUCAGCUACUUGUUCCCCGGUCACCUUCCUGCUUCUUGCAAUGGUGUGCUGGGCCAAAUCGAAUACUUCCUGCUGGCCCAUGCGCGGAGCGUCACUGGAGAGGAAUAUAGCCUCAAACUGCCUCUGGACCUUGGUCGUUCUCUGCUCCCCGGGCCCGACAAGUCCUCCAUCCGCAUCUUCCCUCCAACCAACCUCACUGGCCGUAUUGUGCUACCCUCCGUCAUUUACCCUAUUGGACACUUCCCUGUUGAGAUGACCUUGAGCGGCGUGGUCGACAAGGGCGAAAAGACUCAGACCCGCUGGCGUCUUCGCAAGAUGAUGUGGCGCAUUGAAGAGCAACAGAAGAUUGUGUCCACUGCAUGCCAGAAGCACGCUCACAAGAUUGGCGGUGAGAGCAAAGGUGUUCUUCAUCAAGAGACUCGCGUCAUCGGACACAACGAGGAGAAGAGCGGCUGGAAGACCGACUUUGACACCGCUGGUGGUGAGAUCACCAUGCAAUUCGAUGCGAACAUCAACCCGGCUGCCAACGCCGUCUGCGACAUAGAGGCCCCUGGCGGUCUGGAAGUCAAGCACAACCUCGUCAUCGAGCUUAUCGUGGCCGAGGAAUUUUGCCCUAAUGGCAACACCCGUCUGAUUACUCCAACUGGUGCUGCGCGUGUGCUUCGCAUGCAGUUCCACCUCCAUGUCACCCAGCGUGGUGGUCUUGGCAUUAGCUGGGACGAGGAGAUGCCUCCAAUUUAUGAGGAUGUUCCUGCCAGCCCUCCCUGUUACACCAAGCCCGGUGGCGCUCACAGCUUCAUCGAGGACUAUAACGAUUCUCCGCUCCCCGACCAUGCAGACCUGGAGCGCAUCGACUCUUUGCGAUUGGACAGUAGUUCUACUCGCUCUUCCGCCCUCUCCUCCAAUCAGUCUUCUCAUGGCUCCACACACGGCCGGUUGCCGCGCUUUACCACUGACGAUCUCGUCACUGGGGAGUCGCCUGCUGCCUCGCCCAUUCCCUCGCGCGCUCCUUCUCGCGCUCCUUCUCGCGCUCCUUCUCGCGCUCCUUCUCGCGCCCCUUCCAUUGACUCCUCCCGCGAAUAA